Molecule: messenger RNA, 1884 nt
Organism: Talaromyces marneffei
Lineage: Eukaryota; Fungi; Ascomycota; Eurotiomycetes; Eurotiales; Trichocomaceae
Exons: 3
Coding region: 1-1884 (627 amino acids)
Source: RefSeq, a predicted model, not a curated record
AUGCUGUCUACUACAUUGAUCACAUUUCUAUUACGUGCUCCAUCCGAUGUCAAAAAGGUCGAACUAUUAGGAUCAUGGGACAAUUUCUCCCGUCCCUACCCAAUGGAACGGGACAAGCGUAUGGGUUCCGGCCAUUGGCGAGGUUGCCAUACAUUCACCGACAUUAUACGUGAUGGAACUUCUCCCAGUCAAUCACCCGGCCGGACCGGAGGAUUAAAAAUGGGAGGGACUUAUUGGUAUUACUAUCGUUUAGAUGGAGACAUGGAGUUCUAUAACGAGGUCGAGCCCAUGACCUUACUCUGCCCACUACUGCCUGGCCAGCCCGUCAACAUCCUCAAUGUCCCCGUCAUCCUUCCCGACACGGACUACCUGCAUCGUCGUGACAAUAGUACUAGCUCGACCAAGUCAGAGAAACGCACAAUGGAUCCUGAUGAUAAAUAUAUGAAUCCCCGAACUCCGCCCAAGCCAAAGCCUGGGCUUCCGCGCUUGAAGACAUCCCCUCCAUUCUAUCAACAGACAACACCUUCGUCAUCUUCGCUCAGUUUCUCGAGCUCCAAUGAGGAGAGACCGGCCAUGUCUCAACCAUCCAGUUCGACUCACGGUCCCAUGUAUCGCCUUGUCCCAAGAGUCAAGCCCGAGAGAUCCGUGUCUCCUCCUCGCUCCAGAGGGUUACGGGCUGCAUUGCUAAACAUUGCAGGUGCUCGAUCUCCCGGGGAUCAUGUUGAUGACCGUGGUGUUAAUAGACCAUAUGAUGUUCAUCCGGUUGAUACUUUUGUGCCAUCCACCUCCACUUCAAACCCAAGUUCGAACUACAGCUCAAGGUUGGCUUCACCAAUGAGUAGUCCCGUCGAAUUUGACGGCAGAGAAAUUGGAAGAUUGCCUUUCCGUCACCCUCAAGUUGAAUCUGAACAGUCUCAGGGGCCGCCUUCGAUCCGGAUACGUCGAGCUUCAAAGUCUAGCCGGGAAAACACACCUUUGGCGCUGUCGCUGGAGAGUCACUCUUCGUCACGAGAAACAGGCAAGGUCGAAAUGUCUGGAUUCUCCCGCAAUGCUCCACUCGAAACUCUUGAGGAAGCACUCUCUCAGCAGGCUACGCCCGUUUUUCUCAACACGAGAGAGAAGAGACUUCCGACACUACCGAACUCACCAUCCUCAGUUCUGGACGCCGAGUUGCGCGCUAUUGAGGCUCGAUACAAACCACUAGACAUGGAGCUACUCUAUAGCCACUUCUCGGAUGACACUUCUUUUGAGGCGUCAAAACUUUACGAUUCUCCUCAGGAAAAUCCAGAAAAGAGCCGGUUUUCAGAAUGGAGUACUGAUACAGAACUCGUUUCUCCAGCAUCCAUGACAUCUUCCUCUACCUUUAAUGCCGAUCAGCUUUCUAAUGCCUCGCCAUUGCUCGGCCAUGAGUUCCAACACAAUGCCACCACUAAUAAUAAUUAUCAACUCGACGCACGUAUUCCUACUAUCGCUAUUAGUGGUCCAACUACACCUGCCCUUGGAAGCGCGACAGAAGUCGUUCUAUCUCCAACAGAGGUAGAUUCGGACCAUUCUCCUCUUUUGAUUUCAGCACACCCUUCCUCCGCUGCCGGCCAGUUGGGUUCUAAUUAUAUGCAUGAACCAUUUGAGUUUCCUUCAUUACAUAUCGAAGAUUUUGACGACACGUCUUUCCAUGAACCAGACCCUAAGCGACAGGGAGCUAUAUUACCGCUUAGCAUGGUUACUCCUCUAUCUAUUGACGAAUCUUCCUAUCGCCUGACGAGUCCUACUCAAAAGGAUCAUCAGUACAGGCUGUCUGAUGAUUAUACUUCUCAGUCAGCAGCGAUGCAAGAACUGAUGGACGAAAUCGGCUAUCUCGGUGAGAUGAUUUCGUCUGGACUAUAA